UAGUUUGUUACACAAUCCGCCGAGCGGCUGUGCACACUCUCAUUUAGCUUCGGCUUCUCCUGGCUGUGCCCGGCUCCUUCCCCCACAAUCCACCGCUCAGCAGCCCUCCUCUGAGAGCGCCUCGCCCGGCACUAGAGCCCUGCUCCCACCGGCAGCACCCCCCAUUCAUUCAGUGCCCCCUCCUGUGCUCCGUGACCAUGAGUGGGGACAACAGUCAGAACGACUCACAGAUUGACGCGAAUUUCCAGGCGAACGAUUCUCAUAAACGUAAGAAAGACAAGGAGCAUCGUCACAAAGAACACAAGAAGGACAAAGAUCGUGAGAAGUCUAAGCACAACAACAGCUUACACAAAGAUCCCUCUGAAAAGAAACACAAGGACAAACACAAAGAUGGGGAGAAACAUCGAGAGAAGGACGGUGAAAAGCAUAGAGACAAAGAUGGAGAGAAGCAUCGCGAGAAAGAUGGGGAAAAGCAUAGAGAAAAAGAUGGGGAGAAACAUCGCGAGAAAGAUGGGGAAAAGCAUAGAGAAAAAGAUGGGGAGAAACAUCGCGACAAGGAUGGAGAAAAACAUAAAGAAAAGGACGGUGAAAAACAUCGAGAGAAGGACGGUGAGAAACAUGCUGAAAAACAUCGAGAGAAGGACGGAGAGAAACAUCGUGAAAAGGACGGAGAGAAACAUCGCGAGAAGGACGGAGAGAAACAUGGAGAGAAACAUCGCGAGAAGGACGGGGAGAAGCGCAGAGAUGGAGAAAAACAUAAAGAGAAACAUCGGGAUAAAGAGAAGAGAAAGGAGGAAAAGCUAAAAUCUUCCAGUGAUGGUGUCAAAGUAAAAAAAGAAAAUGGCUUCUCCAGUCCUCCCCAUAUUAAGAAUGAGCCAGAAGAUGACGGCUACACUUUGUCUCCUAAGGAUCAGAACAAGGCACUGAAGAGAUCGAGGGAUGACGAAGACUCUGACUACAAGCCCAAAAAAAUCAAAACGGAAGAUGUUAAAAAAGCCAAAAAACGAAAACAAGAAGAGCAGGAUUUCAAAAUUAAGAAGCCAAAGGGCAAAGGCCAAGAGGGAGAAGUCAAAAAGAAAAAAGUGAAGAAGGAAGAAGAGGAAAAAUGGAAAUGGUGGGAAGAAGAGCGUCAUACUGAUGGUGUCAAAUGGAAAUUCCUGGAACACAAAGGCCCUGUAUUUGCACCGCCCUAUGAGCCUCUCCCAGAAAAUGUGAAAUUUCAUUAUGAUGGUAAAACCGUGAAGCUCAGUCCCAAAGCUGAAGAGGUAGCCACUUUCUUUGCAAAAAUGUUGGAUCACGAGUACACUACCAAGGACAUCUUCAGGAAAAACUUCUUUAAAGACUGGAAGAAGGAAAUGACUUCUGAUGAACGAAAUCUCAUAACCAACCUAAACAAGUGUGACUUUAAUGAGAUGAGCCUGUACUUCAAAGCUCAGUCUGAGGCCAGGAAACAAAUGACCAAGGAGGAGAAACAGAAAAUCAAAGAGGAGAACGAGCGAUUGGUUGCAGAAUACGGUUUUUGUAUGAUGGACAAACAUAAAGAAAGGAUUGCAAACUUCAGAAUAGAACCUCCUGGCUUGUUUAGAGGAAGAGGAAACCAUCCAAAAAUGGGCAAGCUAAAGAGGAGAAUCAUGCCUGAGAACAUCAUCAUUAACUGCAGCAAAGACUCCAAAAUCCCUUCUCCCCCUUCUGGCCACAAGUGGAAAGAGGUUCGAUAUGACAACAAGGUCACCUGGUUAGUGUCCUGGACAGAAAACAUUCAGGGAUCCAUUAAAUAUAUAAUGCUGAACCCCAGUUCCCGCAUUAAGGGAGAGAAAGAUUGGCAGAAAUAUGAGACUGCCCGCAGGCUCAAGAAAUGCGUUGAAAAGAUUCGUAACACCUACCGGGAUGACUGGAAAUCCAAGGAGAUGAAGGCCAGGCAGAGAUCGGUUGCACUGUACUUUAUAGAUAAGCUGGCUUUGAGAGCUGGUAAUGAAAAGGAAGAAGGGGAAACAGCGGACACUGUAGGCUGCUGCUCUCUGAGAGUAGAGCACAUAAAACUUUACCCGGAAAUGGACGGACAGGAGUUUGUGGUGGAGUUUGAUUUCCCUGGUAAAGAUUCCAUCCGUUACUACAACAAGGUGCCUGUGGAAAAGAGGGUCUUUAAGAACCUGCAGCUUUUCAUGGAAAACAAGCAACCAGAAGAUGACUUGUUCGACAGACUCAAUACUACUAUUUUAAAUAAGCAUCUCCAGGACCUCAUGGAUGGAUUAACAGCCAAAGUGUUCAGAACAUACAACGCCUCCAUCACCCUGCAGCAGCAGCUGAAUGAACUCACCAACUCCGAUGAUAAUGUUCCUGCCAAAAUAUUGUCUUACAAUCGUGCAAACAGAGCUGUGGCCAUUUUGUGUAACCAUCAGCGUGCUCCUCCAAAGACUUUUGAAAAGUCAAUGAUGAAUUUGCAGACCAAGAUUGAUGCCAAAAAAGAUCAACUGGCAGAUGCACGCCGCGAACUUAAGAGCUCUAAAGCGGAUGCCAAAGUCAGGCGUGAUGAGAAGACCAAAAAGCUUGUGGAAAGCAAAAAGAAAGCAGUGGAACGGAUAGAGGAGCAGCUGAUGAAGUUGGAGGUUCAAGCAACAGACAGAGAAGAGAACAAACAAAUUGCCCUGGGAACCUCCAAACUCAAUUACUUGGACCCAAGAAUCUCUGUAGCCUGGUGUAAGAAGUUUGGUAUUCCUAUUGAAAAAAUCUACAACAAGACUCAGAGAGAGAAGUUUGCAUGGGCUAUCGACAUGGCGGAAGAUGACUAUGAAUUUUAAUGAGUGCGAAAGACAAUUUGUUUUAAUUAUUUGUUUUUAAUUAUUUUAAGCCUGGACGUCACCUCGGAAAGGGAUUUUCUAGAGAGCUGUGCGCCUUACCUUUUAUCAACUUUUAUUUUAAGACGGGAAGGGGAUAUGCAGCAGAUUAAGGGGAAAAAAGACAUGGAAAAAAAAAACCCACAAAGGCUAAUACCUGCACGACAAACAUUGGAUAAUGUCCCCAUGCUGCCUUCAGUAUUGUCCCAUGGACAAGGAGUAUAUACAUAUGUACAAAAUGGGAUAUCUCAAAUCGUGAUGACGUUUUUAUGUGUUUUUAAGUUGGGAGGUUUUCA
Molecule: messenger RNA, 3130 nt
Organism: Bufo bufo (common toad)
Lineage: Eukaryota; Metazoa; Chordata; Amphibia; Anura; Bufonidae
Gene: TOP1
Product: DNA topoisomerase I
Exons: 21
Coding region: 198-2798 (866 amino acids)
Biological process (GO): DNA replication; chromosome segregation; DNA topological change
Cellular component (GO): nucleolus; chromosome
Molecular function (GO): DNA topoisomerase type I (single strand cut, ATP-independent) activity; DNA binding
Source: RefSeq, a predicted model, not a curated record